CCCCCCCCCCCCCCCCCCCCCCCGCCCCCCCCCCCCCCCCCGCCCCCCCCCCCCCCCCCCCCCCCCCCCCCCCCCCCCCCCCGCCCCCCCCCCCCCCCCCCCCCCGCC
Carcharodon carcharias (great white shark) is the source of this 108-nucleotide messenger RNA. RefSeq lists its product as uncharacterized. NCBI's taxonomy places the organism in Eukaryota, Metazoa, Chordata, Chondrichthyes, Lamniformes, Lamnidae. The record is from RefSeq and is a predicted model, not a curated record. The annotation marks the transcript as partial. The transcript has 2 exons.